This is a messenger RNA of Megalobrama amblycephala (Wuchang bream), 5243 nucleotides long. RefSeq names its product acid-sensing (proton-gated) ion channel 1c (gene asic1c). NCBI's taxonomy places the organism in Eukaryota, Metazoa, Chordata, Actinopteri, Cypriniformes, Xenocyprididae. Gene Ontology annotation, biological process: sodium ion transmembrane transport. Gene Ontology annotation, cellular component: membrane. The record is from RefSeq and is a predicted model, not a curated record. The coding region runs from base 3558 to 5174 and encodes 538 amino acids. The transcript is spliced from 12 exons.
GAUUACAUGGGGGUGAGUAAAUUAUCAGGAAAUUUGAAUUCUGAAGUAAUGAACUAAUUCUUUAACUUGUUAUCCUCUCAAAUCUAAUUUACCAUUCAAACAUGACAUCAAUGUGAAGCCAAAUGUCAUUGGUUCUCAUUUAUCUAAGUUCCUAUUCUGCCUAACAUCUCAUUCACAUUCUCAUUUGAUCUUUUUUUUUAUUUUUUUUUUUUAUUAUCUUUUAUUUGUUGUAGAACAAAAACAAGAAAAGAGGAGUCAUAGUGGGAUUGCUAGAGAGUGCAAAUAGUCCAGUACUUGUAAACCAGUGUAUGAAUGACAGUAAGCCUGUUCCUCAUGACCUCUUAUGACCAGAGGUCAACUCUCUGAAGGAUAAAUCUCAUGGUUUGUGCCAAAAUAUCUCUGCAUUGACAAGCUGUUGUGACAUAUGCCAAGUUAAUUGUAUUGAAUCAAGCUUUGAGUUUGAACACAUUGAUCAUAUGUCAAAUAAAUCAAUCAUCAUACAGUGCAUAUGUUCCUUAUUGCAUAUUGCAUAUCAGGAUUGUGCAUCAUUUGGAAUUUAAUUGAGAAAGCUUUUCAAAUUCCAGUUAAAUUCCUGAUUUGAACUGAGGUAGCAAACAGGAAGCAGAAUUUAAAUUUGAAUUUGAAAGUAAUUCAAAAAGAAAUUCAUAUAACUGCAGUGAGUGUAAUUUUUAACUAGAAAGAGAAUGUUUAUCAAGACAAACUUUGAAUGAUAGCUUGACAACUUCCAGAAAAUCUGAUUGAAAUGUCACCUGUGGAGAUUUGUGCUUAAUUUAUAUCCUUUAUGUACUGUAUAUUUAAUGCAUUUGUUGACUAGGAUGGAAGAAUGCUUAAUUUUCACUUCCUGUAAUUCUAAUUUAACUUCCUGUGAGGUGUGGCCAAUUCACAUUCACACUCAUGAAUUGAAAUGGAGCCAGUUCUUCACUUCUGAAUUCAGUCCUGUUGCAUAGUCCAAAAUGGCAGCAGAAUGUCUUCUACAUUUUCCCAAGUUAAUUUAAUUAAUUGUUUACUGAUGUGACUUCUAUUUCAGAGUUUUAAUGUUGUUCCAGGUGCUAUGUACAAAGUGACACCCAUUGGAACAGACAUAAAUGGAUUCUGCAACAGUAUAAUAAUACCCCCCCCCCCCCCAAGCAAAUCCAGAAAUGGUUAUCUAAAAGGGUUAAGAAGAUGUCCAGUGUGUUAAACCCUAGAUCUUUACCAGUGCAAGCAAGAAAGCCCUCAAAAAUUGCAUUGUUGUAGCAAGUCGAAGCAAAAAUUCUCCAGGUCGAUGUGAGAGACCAAUAAACAAUUAGACAAAAAGCCUGCAAGUGAUUUCCUGCCAAUUACGGCUAAGACCAGCUAAUAGUUUGCUAUUUUUGGAUAGUUUUGUCGAGCAAAUUAGUUUUAUGGUGGUUUUGUUGGUGACUCAGCUUAUACCAGUGUGUGUGAGAUAUGAAUUCAGCUGUCGAUCACUGGUGACCAUGUACAAUCUUUUAUUCAUUCAGCCCUCAGGUGAUAAGAGGAACAUACUUAAAACAGCAGUCACAAACUCCCAGAGUGCAACUGUGGAAAUAGAAUGGUUAGUACAUUUGGUCAGGCCAUUGGCAUGUUAAAAGCUUGAUGAGUGCCUUCUCUCUGAUUAUUGCUGCUCGUCCUUUUAAAGUUCAGCUUUAAGAUAGAAUCUAACAGUGUUUUUCCUUUAUUUUGCUCUUCAUUCUUGAAUUUCUUCAUGGUGCGUCUCAAUGGUACUGCUUUUCUUUAUGUUACUCAUUGGUUGCCUUGUUAACAAAUAGCUAAACCGCAUCUGUCUCAUCCAGGUAUGUCUGGUAAUCAAUCACGCAGAGGUAUGUGAAAUAUAAAGCAAUUUUUGUUAUUGCAUUAUCCGUCUGCCUUUUAUUCAAGGACUUGUUUUGGAUAUGCUACCUACACAUAACAAUGGAUUCAGAGGAUGCCGUUUAGUAAUUUACAUGCAGAAAUAUGCAGAAUAAUAUGCUAAUCCUCACGCUCAGCAUAUUUGCUAUAAUGGAGAGCCUGUAAACAGGAUCCAGACAUUACAAUAUUUGCAAAAGUCAGAAUUUGAAUGCAUAUACACACUCCGUCUGGUCUAUGUGUACAGUUCUGAAAGCUGUUUUUAUUGUCCAUUGGUCAGCAUUCGAGUGCAAACGACAUUUGACGUCAAUCGAAAUGCAUCUAUUAAAAAAGAGACCCUGCAAUAGCUACAUAUAAACAAGUAUUAUGUCUUUUAGUCCCAACCUCCCCUUGGGACAUUGAUUGGAUAUUGAUUUAAUUCUUUGAGAAAGAUAUCUAUCCCAGACCGUUCAGCCAUUGUUAUGGUAAUUCGUUUCCCUUGAGCAUCAUAGUGGCCCAUAAUCUCGUAUCACUUAACCCUGGAUUUGCAAGUGGGCUGUGAAGGGAUCCCUGAACUAUUAACCCUCAAAAUACAAUGCACAUUGGUAUUGAUUGAUUGAACCUCAGUCCAUAAAUCAAGUCGGUUUAAUGACCGACGCGUUUGUUACUGGUCACUCAAAUGGUUUCUUCUCAAAUCUCUUGUUAAACUCCAGGUAAAUUAAGAUGCAGGUUUAGUAGGGAAAAUGAAAAUGUGCUUCCCUGCAAAACCAACCUCCUCAGAUACAAUCUCAUAGCACAGAUGGUUGCUUCUCUGCAACUACCUGUAGCUGAAAUACAGCAUUGCACAUUGAGAGCUUUUCCUUUCAUACAAAACCUGGAGUCGAAGCACCCCCAGCCCCGCUAGCACCCUCCCCCAUGCUUCUCGCACACACACACACACAGGCUGUGGCGGAGCAGACGCUCAGCAGUGGGAUGGAUCCUGACUACUAAAGAGCAACGGAGAGAGAGGAGGGGUGGCAAGCAGCCGGCAGAGGUGCAUAAAUCCUCAUUUCCAGAUCUGGAGGAAGAAACGUUCAUUGUCUGCGGUGAGACCACCACAUUGGCUUUCCAAAACAUCAAGAGGCAGCGCACCCCGCAGUUCGCCGUGAAUCCAGGAGAGACGAGGAACCCGGCUGAGGCUGUCAAACGCAGAGGUGGGCUAGGAGGAGGUCUAUGACCCUUGAUUUUCAGCAGGGGAGUGGCACAGGGGGGACGUAGCCGGCGGCGAGCAACAGACGCUUCGGCUCUUGUAAUCUUCCCAUUCAAGAAUCCAUUCCAUGCCAUUGUCAUAGCGAUGUAAAGCCAUUCCGUGCCGACUGGAGGAGGCACGCUCCAAUCAACUGUCCGUUGUGUUUACAUUUCCACAAUUCCUCUGUUUUUCAUCAGUGCCUAUUGCUUUCCCUUCACUUCUUUGUGCUUUGUCCCUCAGAACCCGGACGGCGUCACUCCUGUCUUUUCAUGUGACUUGGUCUUUUUGGAGCUGUCAUUGUGUUUGGUUCUGCAUGGAAUGACAGCUGCUUUUUCAGAGACAGCGGAAGAGGUCGCAGAUGGAGUGAGGACUACCACUCGUUGGAAAGCUACCUAAAGAGCCUCUUCAAAGACUUGCUGCUUUUCCAAGUGUUUAGACUUGCCUCAUUUGCACACUUUCUACCAGUAGUUUUCAGUGGAUACCAAUGACAGCCAUGAAGGGAGACUCCGAAGACAGCAUCGAAAGCACGAGGCCAUCCAGCCUCCAAGUUUUCGCCAACUCCUCCACGUUACAUGGCAUGAGCCACAUAUUUGCCUACGGGCACAUGACGUUUCGUCGCUUCCUUUGGUCACUGUCCUUCUUGGGCUCUCUGGGUCUGCUGAUGUUUGUGUGCAUGGACCGAGUGUACUACUACUUUGAGUUCCCUCAUGUCACCAAACUUGAUGAGGUGGCGGCGCCCAACCUCACGUUCCCGGCCAUCACCUUCUGCAACCUCAACGAGUUUCGUUUCUCAAAGAUCACAAAGAACGAUCUGUACCACGUUGGGGAGCUGCUGGCACUGCUCAACGAGAACUAUCAGAUCGCUAACCCUCACUUGGCCGAGCCGGAAGUCCUCGCUUUGUUGAAGGACAAGGCUAAUUUUGCCAACUUCAAGCCCAAGCAGUUCAACAUGACGGAUUUCUACAACCGCACAGGCCACGAUAUCAACGAGAUGCUCUUGCAGUGCACCUUCAGAGGGGAGGAUUGCUUCCCUCUAAACUUCACCACUAUUUACACCAGAUACGGGAAAUGUUACACAUUCAACUCUGGUCUAGAUGGAAACCCCUUGUUGACGACUUUAAAAGGCGGAACGGGAAAUGGGCUGGAAAUCAUGCUGGAUAUUCAACAGGAUGAGUACUUGCCAGUUUGGGGUGACACAGACGAAACCUCAUACGAAGCAGGCAUCAAAGUUCAGAUCCACAGUCAGGAUGAGCCGCCCUUCAUAGAUCAGCUGGGAUUUGGUGUGGCCCCUGGUUUUCAAACUUUUGUGUCUUGUCAGCAGCAACUGCUCCAGUAUCUUCCUCCUCCGUGGGGCGACUGCAGAUCCGCCCCGAUGGACUCCGAAUACUUCUCCACCUACAGCAUCACAGCCUGUCGCAUCGACUGUGAGACCCGCUACCUGCUAGAAAACUGCAACUGCAGAAUGGUGCACAUGCCAGGCACCUCUACCGUCUGCACGCCCGAGCAGUACAAAGACUGUGCUGAUCCAGCUUUAGAUUUUCUUGUGGAGAAGGACAACGAUUACUGCGUUUGCGAUACGCCAUGCAACAUGACUCGAUACGGUAAAGAGCUGUCCAUGGUGAAGAUACCCAGCAAGGCUUCUGCGAAAUAUCUUGCCAAGAAGUUCAACAAAACAGAACAGUACAUUGCGGACAACAUACUGGUGCUGGAUAUCUUUUUUGAGGCUCUGAACUAUGAGAAAAUUGAACAAAAGAAGGCCUAUGAAGUUGCUGGAUUACUUGGUGAUAUUGGUGGUCAGAUGGGUCUGUUUAUAGGAGCCAGUGUCUUGACAAUAUUGGAGAUAUUUGAUUAUUUGUAUGAGGUUUUUAAGGACAAAGUGCUGGGAUAUUUUCUACGCAAGAGACGGCCACAUCGGAGCGCUAGUGACAAUCUGGAUUUCCCCGAGAAUUCCACCAGCCCUGGUGUCACGCCUAACCAUGUCCCCAGCUUUCAAGAUGGAGAUGAUGUUUUGCAGAAGUUCAGAGCACAUGCGACACACUCCGGAGUCACUCGGACAGUCUCGGAUUCGCGCCGAACGUGCUACCUAGUCACCCGGCUAUAGGCAACUUCGAGGAAUUCGCUUGUUGAUGACGCAGGCGACGGGACCCCGAGGGGACGGUUUAGGAUAUGA